This is a messenger RNA of Cyclopterus lumpus (lumpfish), 2384 nucleotides long. It is a transcript of the gene dgat1b, whose product is annotated as diacylglycerol O-acyltransferase 1b. Gene Ontology annotation, cellular component: endoplasmic reticulum membrane. The transcript is spliced from 17 exons. Gene Ontology annotation, biological process: triglyceride biosynthetic process. NCBI's taxonomy places the organism in Eukaryota, Metazoa, Chordata, Actinopteri, Perciformes, Cyclopteridae. Bases 258 to 1772 code for a protein of 504 amino acids. Gene Ontology annotation, molecular function: diacylglycerol O-acyltransferase activity. The record is from RefSeq and is a predicted model, not a curated record.
AGUGACUCACCUGUCAGUUACAGUGUGUAGCAGUCAGACCAGUUACAGUAGCAGGUCGCUGUCACUGCACGUGGCGUCAUGAACCCUCUCUCACCUCCAUUCAGUUAUCUGAGCUCUGGGCGGACUGUUGAGCUGUUGUUCACUUCCCUCUCUUGUGUCAGUGCAGCAGCAACAAACACGCGACAACUAUCAGCAGCGAACUGUGCAAGUGAACUUUUGAGUAGGUUUUUUACAACAGUUUGUUUAGCUCCGUCCUCAUGGGGGACUCGGACACCAAAGGGGCCUUAGCUCCCAGGAGAAGGGUGACUUCCGCGGCGGGGAAAAGUGCGAGUAUGCUGCCGGUGAACGGGAAGUCCGCGGCGGCGUGUGAGAGCUCAGUGACCGCGGACUACGGCCACGGGAAACGGGACCGUUCACUGGAAACGGUGCGGGCCAAAUCCAAGAGUGAGAAACAGAAGCGCAGGAGUUACACAAGUGAUAGACUGAGUAGUUGCCAUAAGACACAGGAGUCCCUGCUGAGUUCAGGCAGUGGUUACAAUAACUACAGAGGGAUCCUGAACUGGUGUGUGGUCAUGCUGGUGUUGAGUAAUGCUCGCCUCUUCUUAGAAAACUUGUUACGGUAUGGUGUUUUGGUGGACCCUAUUCAGGUGAUUUCCUUGUUUCUGAAUGAUCCCUACAACUGGCCAGCAGCAUGCCUGGUAAUUGUGUCCAAUGUGUUCGUUCUGGUGGCUCUCUACACAGAGAGGCAGCUGUCGAAGGGUUCAUUCACUGAACUUGUGGGAUUUCUGGUCCACUGCAUGAACAUGGCAAUCAUGCUGACUCUCCCUGCUGCAGUGGUGCUAUUGGUCCCUUGCGUUACCCCAGUUGGCGGUGCAUUCGUUCUUGGUACUUACACCAUCCUCUUCCUAAAGCUCUACUCCUAUAAGGACGUCAACAUGUGGUGCAGAGAGCUGAGCACGAUUAAAGCCAAGACAUUGGCCAGGUCGCUAUCUUGUCCCUCAGCACAGCACCUCAAUGGAGGCGACCCUAAGGUGUGUUACCCUGGCAACCUCACCAUCAGAGACAUGUGCUACUUUGUCUUCGCUCCAACUCUGUGCUAUGAGCUCAACUUCCCUCGCUCUCCUCAUAUCCGCAUGAGUUUCCUGCUCAGGAGACUGUUUGAGAUGCUGUUCUUCAUCCAACUGUUAGUUGCUCUCACUCAACAGUGGAUGAUUCCCAUCAUUCAAAGUUCCAUGAAACCACUAGAGGACAUGGAUCUGUCCAGGAUGACUGAGAGACUUCUCAGACUAGCUGUUCCUAAUCACUUGCUGUGGCUGAUGUUUUUCUACGGGUUCUUCCACUCGUCUAUGAACUUCACCGCUGAGCUGCUGCGCUUUGGAGACAGACGGUUCUACAAUGAUUGGUGGAACUCUGAGACGGUGACAUAUUUCUGGCAGAACUGGAACAUCCCUGUACACAAGUGGUGUCUACGGCACUUUUACAAGCCACUGCUUAGAAGAGGAUUUAGUAAAAUACUCAGCCAAUCAGCUGUCUUCUUCUUGUCGGCUUUCUUCCACGAGUACUUGGUGAGCGUUCCUCUCAGGAUGUUCAGACUGUGGGCCUUCCUGGGCAUGAUGGCACAGCUUCCAUUGGCCUGGUUUGUGAGUCGCUUCUUGCACGGUACCUACGGCAACGCUGCGGUUUGGAUCUCAAUCAUCAUCGGUCAGCCAUUCGCCAUCCUGAUGUACGUCCACGACUAUUACGUCCUGCAUUACAGACAGGAGGCUGACUGACGUGCACACACACACACACUGUAUCGACAAUCUCUCUCAUUUUGACUCACAAACAAACACACAGAAGUACCACGCAGCUAUCGUACUUUGUAUAAUUGUAUCUCCUUGCAGUGUAAUGUUCUUCUUAACAGAAAAUGAAGUUGAAUCUUGAAAACUCCCUGUAAUGUCGGGAGUGAGGCCUCUCUUCUUCAGUGGUAUCGUCAUGCAGCUUUUCACUCAGGUGUUUUUUCUCUUCUGAUGGACAACUUGGGUACCGUGUAAUGUUUUGCUGCUCUGCUCGGCUGUGUUCAUGGCCAGUAUUAUGACUGUGGCUGCAUUUGAUCAAUCGAUUUAAGUGCUUUUGUAAAAGUGGAGAUUUAUGAUCCAAUGUGUUUCCUUAUCACCAGCCAAAGGGGCUUAAUCUAUCUGGUGUUCAAUGUAAAUGGAACACCACUAAGAAGAGUAUGAUUUUAUUAAUGUACAUUUUGUCUGUUUUUUCUUCUGUUUACCUAAGUGCCAUUUUAAUAAUACAGCACACAUCAGUUUUGGGGUGAUUUGUGUUGUUGUCAUGUCUACUGAUGCGUCUAACUACAAUUUGUGUGUCGUAAAAUAAACAUUCAGAGUUCAAUUCAA